This is a messenger RNA of Zingiber officinale, 659 nucleotides long. RefSeq names its product basic leucine zipper 4-like. The transcript has a single exon. Gene Ontology annotation, cellular component: nucleus. NCBI's taxonomy places the organism in Eukaryota, Viridiplantae, Streptophyta, Magnoliopsida, Zingiberales, Zingiberaceae. The record is from RefSeq and is a predicted model, not a curated record. Bases 19 to 495 code for a protein of 158 amino acids. Gene Ontology annotation, biological process: positive regulation of DNA-templated transcription. Gene Ontology annotation, molecular function: DNA-binding transcription factor activity; transcription cis-regulatory region binding.
GCUCCGCCUGCCGCUGCUAUGGCCGUGCUUGACUUCGCCGUCGACGCGUUCGAGCUCGAGUUCUUCGCUUCCCCGCCGGGAGGGGUCAAUGAGACGCCGCCUCCAUCGCCCGACGAGGAGCGCCGCCUCCGUCGCAUGAUCUCGAACCGGGAGUCCGCGCGGCGGUCCCGCAUGCGGCGGCAGCGGCACCUGGAGGGCCUCCUGCGCGAGGAGGAGCGCCUAACGGCGCAGAACCGAGGCCUCUCCGAUCGACUCGAGGCGAUGAACUGCUACUCCACCCUGUUGCGCCGCGACAACGAGCGGCUCCUCCUCGAGUCCGCCGCCCUUCGCCGGAGGCUGGCUGAGGCCAGCCGGACUUACAAUUACCUUUUGCGCGGUCGUCUUGCCUGGAUUUCCCGUCCGCCGCCAGCCCCGCUGUCGUCGAUGGCGGCGGGAAAUGAUCCGACGUUGGCGUCGCUGACGGCGCAUGCAGGAGCCUUUUUCAUUUCUAAUUAAAAACGUGGCGGGAACAAUUAACUACUGUUAAUCGUAUUAAUUUUUUUUUCUAAUGUAAAUAUAAAAGGCAGUAGAAAAUCGUAUUAAAUGGCAGUGUAACUGUAAUAGAGAAGAGAGGAGAGAAGAUUCUUCCUUUUAUUCCACUUUUAUGGAGAAGGCUUAGA